This is a messenger RNA of Porites evermanni, 8177 nucleotides long. NCBI's taxonomy places the organism in Eukaryota, Metazoa, Cnidaria, Anthozoa, Scleractinia, Poritidae. The record is from the annotation of a GenBank genome assembly.
GAGAUUUUCAUAGACCGGGUAGGUAAUAAGAAGGGUUUUGGUGGAUUGAUAAUGCUUCUUGGUUUUGUAAUGCUUUGUACAAACCUUCAUUCCAUCGUGGUGUUUAUACCGGGAAGAAUCCGGCGUUCACUUAUAAAACUUUCAUUGAUCCGAAUUCAAACCAUGUUGGCCUUCAGUUCGCUGUAACUGGCAUGAUAUAACAGUGCAUUAUUGACUUCUGAUCAACUGUUAAUUCAAACGAGAGUUAGGUUUACAUUACCGAUAAUACAGCCUUGUCUUUUCCUCACUGUUUGAAUGGUUUGUCGGGAAGUCCGUCAAUAAAUUUUUCAGCGCGAGAACGAAUGUUGUGAAUCAGAAUGUAUGUUCUUUCCUUAUGGCAUAUGUGGUAAAACACAUUGGUGCAAAAGCCUUGAACCUUUAAAACAGCGAGAAAUUUUUUCCCUUUGUAAUAAAAUAUCUCUUAAAAUAUUCCUAAGGUUGAUUUGCACUUUAUUUCAAGUAAUCUUGUGCAUGUUCGUUCCCGUUGCAGGUUUUGAGAAAAGUUCACGAAACCAUAAAAGUUCUAAUAUUCUAACAAUAUGCAAACCAUUAAAUGUGUAGUGGUUGGAGACGGAGCUGUAGGAAAAACCUGUUUACUCAUAUCUUACACAACAAAUAAAUUUCCAAGUGAAUAUGUUCCGACGGUAAGUGGUAUAUAUUCUGUAACCAUUAAAAUGUCUUAAACAUCUUAAGCUCAUCCAUUUAUCUCGAUUGAUACCCAAGAUGUGCCGGAUCAGUACGAUAGAUGUUACUUUUGAACAUUGUAUUUUGGUUUACUCAAGGAUAUUUUGAUCAUAGAUGCAUGGCAGCCGGUUUUUUAUUCUGAUUAAUCAUUGAGUAUUUUUGAGACGAAUACCCUAAUAGUUUCAGGCCGUUUGCUACGCUGAGAAUCAAAAUUUUGAUCGCAUUUCAUGGUAAAAUUGCACUAUGAAUGUAAAACAUUUUUAGUUUCAGUGUCUUGGUCAUCAAACUACUUAUUAAUAUUCUCGUCACAUCUUAAACUUGUUUUUGAGUGUAUAUCUUGUUUCAGCAGUUCCAUUAGUGCACCUGUUUCCAAAGGGACGAUUGUGUUGCUUGUUCAAUUUGGUUGCUAAAACAUUGUCUUUUGUAAAGGAAUCAUUCCACAGUGUUUGUUUGUUUGCAUUAGUCAAUAUUUUAACAGUGCAAGAGUUGUACGUCAUAAAUCUUCAGGGAUGUGUUUCUACAUACCAUACAGCUUAUCUCUGUCUCUUAGAAAGACAUUUGUAUAGGCAACAUGUGAUGUGCCUUUUAAAGAGAUGUCAAAUCCUGACAUAAAAUUUUUUAUGGUUAUUCUUGGUUCUCUUACAAGCAUAGACCCACACGUAAAUCCCAUUUUGUUUGUUGAAGACAUAACAGUCAAGCCUGAUUUCCUUAUAACUGCUAUGAUACAAUCACUGAAACAUAUUUCUGCCAGCAUAACAUUAGCAGUUUACAUGAGAAAAAGUAACUGUCAAACAUGUAUGGUAAUAUUAGAUGACAACUGCCAUAGACUUUUAAGUUAUAUUUUGUGGCCGGUUUCCACAUAAUGGAUCAGACUGGACUUUCAGAAGGCAUAGAUAUCCUGGUGGAAUCCAGGCUUGAGUAAAGCAGAACAAAAUAAAACAAAUAAAGAAGCAAACAAAAUGGCAUACAUCUGCAAAUAACACUUAAUGUUCAGGUGUAUUGUAUACAUCUGCAUAUAACACUUAAUGUUCAGGUGUAUUGUUAAAAAUAGCAAUAGUGAUAGUGGUUUUUAAUGCACUAGAUAAGAAAGUAAGCUGAACAUUUGAAUACUGUUGAACCUUUGUACGGUCAAAACCCCACUUUACAGGCACCUGCUUAAUACGGACACCACAAUAUUAAGGACAGUUUGCUUCAACCCUGGGAUAAGAAGGCCCCUACGUUUUCUCUAAAUUCAACCCAAUCUUCAAACAUGCACACAUUCCAUGGCCUCGAUUAGUGUCCAUUUUAAUGGGAUUUGACUGUGUGACAGUCAUGACGUUUGAUCCUUUUGGUAUCAUUCUUCACGUAAACGCAUACUUCUGCGCAUGAACAAACUCUGUUUACAUCUGUUUAGAAAAAUGACUGAAAUAUAGCAUUCACACAACCAGCUAACUAAAGUAUACCAUAAGUCACUGGUUCUUACAUUUUUAUUGAGAUUUCUUGAUUAUUUUCUGUUUAUGACAUUAGUAAAACUUUAUAGUUGCCUCUUCUUUCGCGAAAAAAGUAACUGACUUCUAUAAGCAAAGUAGCCUACCCAUUUCAUCGGCUGUUGGUGCUUAUGGAAGAUUAAGUCUGUGUUUGUCUUUCAGGUGUUUGAUAAUUAUGCCGUAACUGUUAUGAUUGGUGGCGAGCCAUACACACUAGGGUUGUUUGAUACUGCAGGUAACUAUGGCUUCCUUUACCGUCGAUUUUAUCACUUCACAAUUGUCACUUAAAGGUGGCAAUAUUGAUAUGUAUAAUAUACAACUAUCCACUGAAGGGGAGGUGUUUAGUGGUGGAAAUAUACAGAGACGUGAAGUGUCGAGGUAUAUAUCUAGAGCUGUUCACCAACCCUGAGGGGUGUAGUUAUUUUAGUAUUUACCUAAUCUGUUGGAUAAAAAUGAUAAAAGUAACUUUUUGUAACUGAAAAAUAUCACUUAGUAGGAACUUUAUUCACAAUUUACAAACAUUUCAGGGAUUUUGUCAAGUGCAUUUUUAAUUUUUUGUUGCAAAUUCAGCGUGACAAUUUUCUAUCUAUAAUGUACCAAUAAACACCGACAAACCAAAGUUCAUCGCUUUCUGUUAGUCUGCUACACAGCCAUUUUUGGUGUCGUCACGCAACGCUCCUGCCCACUAACGGCUGCUGAAAAUCGAACCACAUUCCUUUCCCACGAUUAGCCAAUUAGAAUUCAGCUCCCAUUUUCUGGAAGGUGUUUGCGCCACGUUUGCGGUAUGGUGACUCCUCCAAUCACAGCUUUGCUUUUAUCAUUGCCCCAUGUGUGAAUGACAGAACAAUCAAAAUCGUCGCGUGAAAACAAGCAAUCAACUAGAGUAGUGUUGUCAUAAUCAAGUCCUUUCAAAUUUUUUGAGAUAUGCAGCAACCGCAACCAAGUUGAGCAACUAGUAUGCACAACAUGGAUGUGCUUAUAAAGUUGCCGGGUAUAGUUUCAGGAAAUCGCUUCCCGAUAAUUUAUAAGAUUGCUUUUGUUUGAAACAGUACCCCUGAGAGUUUAAUCUUCACAGUCUUCACAUGUAUAACAACACAAUGAGCACAUCCAGCACAUGAAAUUCAUCAUACAUAUGCACAUUAAAAAGAACCAACCAAUCCUGGUAAGAGUCUUGUAGGCCUACCAAACCUUUUUUUUUUCACUUGGAAUUUUGUUAACCGCUUAAAACAAACUUUUCUGCAAACAACCUUUUCAUUGCUUCCAGACACAGAGCCCAUCAAAAUUCAGCAACUAUUGAUUGAUUUGUCGAGAACUGAGAAGCGUGUUCGCUCCUAGCGCCCUGCGGCUCACGUAUUGUCAAGUUUCUUAUACAUGAUUGGUUUGUUUGUGAGACCACAAACACAAAGGGAAAGGAAUGUGGUUUGAUCUUCAUCAGUCGUUAGUGGGGAGGAGCAUUACAUGACAACACUAAAAACUGCUGUAUAGCAGACUAGGUAUUUGUUUGUACGACCGCUUCAUGUUUUCCUCAAAUUCGGUCUUUCAAAAAUAUCUCAAAACAAGACGCCAUCUUGGCUCCGGUCGCAUAACGGUGAAUAGCCAAGGAUAUUCUGAGUUACAGGAGCCAAUCAAAAUGCGCAAAAAUUGCUAUUCACUGAUUUGGUAAAUACUAAAGUAAAUUCAUUGUUUGUUAACUAUGUUGUACGUAGUAUGAUUGUGGUUGAAAUUGGGCAAAUAACUCAGAGCAGGUUUAAGAAGUCCUCUGGAACUAUUUUUCAUUGUUACCAUUAAUGUGAACUGAAGUAACAUGUGUAUUUGUUUUCUUUUAAAAAUCAUUAUACUAGAGUACAGGUGUAGCCCCAACCUUUGUGGCCCUCACCUGUCAUUUGUUAAUGAGGCCUAUUUUUCCCCCCAAGCAAUGAUGCUUUCCUCUUUGAUAAUGGCAAGCAUUAUUAGUGUAUUUACAUGAUGCCCUUUUUAAGCUGACUGAUAAAUAAGCAUAGGUCACAAUGUCAGUGUUUGGUUGAGCAGUCUUGAGUAUCUUUUUAUUUCUUAAAACCAUCUGUGUCCCUUACGGUUCGCACCACUCUUUUGCAUUAAUUUAUUUUUCCUUAUUAAUUAUCUUCCCUUCAACAGUCUUCAUUAUUUUACAGCUUCUUCAUUGUAAUCUAACAACAUGACCGUUAUCAUGGAGGCACACGACAAAAAAAUUUGCAUGAAGGUGACCUCGUUUGCUCUAUAGAGAUGGCUGUUUCGCAGAGGUCAAACAUGUUAUUGUAGGAAGCAAAUUCUAGGAAUUUGGUCAGUAACCGCUUACUAGAGAGUGACUGCUUAACAGAAGGCUACAAAUUUGAGGUUUGACUGUUAGUAAUUGUUCAUUGUUUUUAUUCAUUAACAGGUCAAGAAGAUUAUGACAGGCUGAGACCCCUUUCCUACCCUCAGACAGAUGUAUUCCUUGUGUGUUUUUCUGUAGUUUCACCAGCUUCAUUUGAAAAUGUUAAAGAAAAGGUAAGGGCCUGAUCUGCCAACCCUAGUCUUUUGAAACUGUCAUUGACUUGUAACAUCUUUAAGGCAACAAUGGUUAAGAUGUAGUGUCAAAAAGUCACAACAUUUACUUCAACAAAUUAAUAUUGUGACUGCUUAGCUGGGCUUCCAUGCCAUUCUAGAAAUCAAUUUAUCUGCCACGAAUCAUGUGUCAGGUAACCUCCAGUGCAGACUCAGGGGGAGAGGGUAGAUUGAGGUAUUUGAAAAGAUGCUUACGGGCUCUUCACUUCUCUCUUCCCGCAAUUUUUCACUUGUUCAUUAUUUCACAGCUCAGUCGCUUUAACAACUUGUCGGCACUGACGGAGAGCCUGACACAGGUUACAUUUUGCAGGGACAGCAGUAGUGGCAUCACCAAAUUUCUGCUGUUUUCUUAGGCUACCACUGCUUUGGCUCUGUGUGUUAUAUGCAGGGUUCCACAUUCCUUGAAAGUCCUUGGAAGUUGUUAAAUUUUAAAAUUUUAAUUCAAGGCCUUGAAAGUCCUUGAAAAUUGCCAGUGGGUCUGGAAAGUCCUUGAAUUUCAAUGCUAACUUUAUAGUUUAAGUAGAACUUCAAAGUGAAAGGAGCAAACACUAAAAGACCUUCAGGAUGAAAUUACUCAUGUUGUGGAAGAGCUAAAAAAGGCAUAGACUCAAGGUUCAUUUUUGCACUGAAUGGAGAAAUGUCCUUGAAAAGUCCUUGAAUUUUUUGUUCAAAACCUUUAAAUAUAUUUGCGUUUGACAGACACUAGUAGCAAGUUUUCUUCCAUUUCAGUGGGUUCCAGAAAUAACCCAUCACUGUCCGAAGACACCGUUUUUACUUGUUGGUACCCAAGUCGACUUGCGUGAUGAUGCUUCAACAAUAGAGAAGCUAGCCAAGAACAAGCAAAAACCCAUCACUGUUGAAUCUGCAGAAAAGCAAGCACGAGAGCUGAGAGCUGUCAAAUAUGUAGAAUGUUCUGCAUUAACACAAAAAGGCCUGAAAAAUGUCUUUGAUGAAGCAAUCUUAGCAGCACUCGAACCUCCAGAGCAACCGAAGAAGAAGAAAUGUACAUUGCUUUGAAUAAUGGACUGGUACAUGUAAAUUGAUGUGGAAAAUGACACUUACAAUCUUGAUUUGGGACAAGAUUCUGUUUGUCCACACACCUAGCUAUACAAUGAAUGCUGUGUAGAACUGGAGUGGAUUAAUACAUAGGUUUUCUAAACAGAAGCUGUGUAGAUGUACCAUUCUCUAAAGAAAGAGUUGUAAAAAAAUGUCUGAAUGUUUAAAGUGAGAGCCAAAGACUAUGAUUUAUUUGUUUUGACUUUUAUGGCACUAGCAGAGGUUCUUGCUUGUCAAAUGAAACUCUCUUUCUUUGAUUCUGCUUUGCUGUUUUAAUAUUAUGAUAUAAAUUAUAUCUAUCGUCACUUGUAGAAGCAUAAUAACCUCUUGAUAAAUUGAAAGCUGUGGCAUUAGGCAUGUAUGGGUAUUUAUCGUGACAAACAAGAGUGUUCCAGAAUCAAGGCAAGACUAGUACAGGUCCAUUAACCUAAUUUUUGUUUUCCCAUGAUGAUAAAUUAAACUGGUACCUCUGUGUAACCCAACUUGCCAGUUACCUGACCAAAUCCUUCAGUUCCUUGAUCCAAGCAAGGUAGCUAAUCAAAAGUGCUGAAUAUUGCUGUGGAAUUUCAUUGUCUUCUAUUAGUAUUGUAUAUUAUUUUGCUAACUUUUCAUGUAGCAAUGGGUAGCUGCAUGAUAUGUGAUUUUGUGUUUUGUUGGCAGUGGAUUUAUAAAAAUAUAAGUUAUUGCGUCAAUCAUUCUAGUAUCAGUCAAUAACCAUUCAUGACCUUCUGUUGACUUGUUGGGAAGGCCUAAGCUGCUAUAAGCUUUUCUUUCUCCUUUAGUGAUUGUCAAAUUCUCCANAAUGUUUAAAGUGAGAGCCAAAGACUAUGAUUUAUUUGUUUUGACUUUUAUGGCACUAGCAGAGGUUCUUGCUUGUCAAAUGAAACUCUCUUUCUCUGAUUCUGCUUUGCUGUUUUAAUAUUAUGAUAUAAAUUAUAUCUAUCGUCACUUGUAGAAGCGUAAUAACCUCUUGAUAAAUUGAAAGCUUUGGCAUUAGGCAUGUAUGGGUAUUUAUCGUGACAAACAAGAGUGUUCCAGAAUCAAGGCAAAACUAGUACAGGUCCAUUAACCUAAUUUUUGUUUUCCCAUGAUGAUAAAUUAAACUGGUACCUCUGUGUAACCCAACUUGCCAGUUACCUGACCAAAUCCUUCAGUUCCUUGAUCCAAGCAAGGUAGCUAAUCAAAAGUGCUGAAUAUUGCUGUGGAAUUUCAUUGUCUUCUAUUAGUAUUGUAUAUUAUUUUGCUAACUUUUCAUGUAGCAAUGGGUAGCUGCAUGAUAUGUGAUUUUGUGUUUUGUUGGCAGUGGAUUUAUAAAAAUAUAAGUUAUUGCGUCAAUCAUUCUAGUAUCAGUCAAUAACCAUUCAUGACCUUCUGUUGACUUGUUGGGAAGGCCUAAGCUGCUAUAAGCUUUUCUUUCUCCUUUAGUGAUUGUCAAAUUCUCCAGUAAUGUACCUGUUAUUAGUAAGUAUGCAGGAAGAGCAGGAUUGUAAGGUUCAAUAGUAUUCCCACUGUACUGGAAAGCUUUCAUGUUGUCUCAUUUGCUUUUUUGUGUUCACACAUGAAAUGCCAUUUUUCAGCAGCUGCAUGGCAGUUUUAAUCAAACUGAAAAACUUUGUACCAUGUUGAAAGUUUUAGGCUUUUGUUUUAUGUUGUUGUUUACAUUGUACCAUAUCAGUUUUUGUGCUGGCACAAAAAUCCUUGUGGUAUAAUGUGAACAGUGCAUGAAUGAUGAAUAUUAUCUAGAAGGAAACAAGAGCAAGAUUUGGUGCAAGUUCACACUUGUGACAGUUAUGAGCACCCACUGAAGAGAUGGAGGUUGAACACUCGUCAUCGCUUAGGUCUUGCAUGCAGUAAUUAUUUUGCUAGAAAAUGUAAAGUAAUAUUAUUGGAUGGCCUUAAAUUCUUGGUGUGUUGAGAUGUUGAAAUUGAUAAUUUUCCUUCAUGUAAAAAGGAUCAGUUAUAAGCUAUUGGCUGCAUCUCGCUGUCCUCUUUUUUUGACCCUUAAGUCCCGAUAUCCAUGUACAAAUUCUCCAAACUGUUCUCAAUACAUUUCCUAAAGAGAGUUUAGAGAAUUUAAUAAAAGACCUAGAGCUGCAAUUCCCCUUUGUUAAUCACUUCGAUAAUUCUCACAACUAUUUCUCUUGAAAAUGUAUUUAAAUUGCUAGGAGAAAAUUGAUGUUGGUCAAAGUUGAGAUUUACAGGGUUAAGCUCUGGCAAUUUAGUGGAAAUCUUGUAGUGCAUCCAUUGCAGUCAAUGGCUUGACUAUUUAUUUUAUUGAAGAUUAUUGUGUUGAAUUCUAAUUUGACCAGUUGUGUGCUUACUAACAAUACUUUUUACAACUAGAUACAUUCAAAAUGGUACAGAAAUAUU